This is a messenger RNA of Corticium candelabrum, 3339 nucleotides long. RefSeq names its product cubilin-like. The record is from RefSeq and is a predicted model, not a curated record. Bases 1 to 3339 code for a protein of 1112 amino acids. The transcript has 14 exons. NCBI's taxonomy places the organism in Eukaryota, Metazoa, Porifera, Homoscleromorpha, Homosclerophorida, Plakinidae.
AUGACCUGCAACUGGAUUUUCCAUGCUCGUCAAAGCGAGAAGAUUUUUAUUACAUUCAACAAAUUUUCCAUAGAACGUGGUUGGGAUUUUGUGACUAUUAGAGACACCUCUAACAAAUCUCACGUCAUUGGACGCUUUAGUGGCUACAAUCUUCCACCAGUUGUCGUCUCCUGCGGUACAUCUGUAUCUAUUACUUUUACUUCUGACAUGUAUGUCACAAGCACAGGUUUCUCAGCUACGUUUCAAUCAAAAAGCAGUUUUGCUUCCAAUGGAUAUCCAUUAUCAUAUUCCAGUGACAAGCUAGAGCGCUGGUUAAUGUGUGGCACUUCCAGUCAACUACUUUGCGUACACUUUAACGAAUUUAUAUCUGAGAACAGAAGUGACAUAUUGACCGUUGCAAAUCAAAGCGGAAUAAUUAUUCAAUCACACAGUGGGGCUCAAAUUCCACCUGACAUUGAGGCAACGUCAAACGUUUACAUCAAUUUUGCAAUUGACAAUUCCACAACACGUAAUAUGGGAUUCAAGGCAACAUUUUGUGGAUUUUGUCAUCCGCACACCGUUCCUAGUAACGGACAUUUGAACACCUCUGAUACCAAAGUAGGUGUUCAUGUCAAACUAACUUGUAAUGCUACCCACAUGGUAGUAGGACCAUCAGUUGUAUCAUGUCAAGGACUAGGGGUUUGGUCACGUUCAAUUGGUCGCUGCAAAGAGAUAUUUUGUCCUACUCCUACUGUGCUCCAUGGUCAUUUCAUCGGCAGCAACAUCUCCUACCCAGGAGAUGAAACCAGGCUCGUUUGUGCCACAGGUUACUACGUUCCCGGAGAAACAAACAGGUUCAGUUGCUCUUCUGAUGGUAUUUGGGGUGGACAAAACAGAAUGACCUGUUUGGAGUCCUGCUCUGGCAAAAACACAGUUCUUUACUAUACUGGCGUAUUCAGUGUAUCUAAUUACACAAAUGGUAUGCACUGCAACUGGAAACUUAAGGCUCGUGAACGAGAAAAAAUUUUCAUUACAUUCACAGCCUUUUCAACAGAACGUGGCUAUGAUUUUGUGACUAUUAAUGAUACUACUAAUGCAGGACACAUUAUUGGCCGCUUUAGUGGUUCCAACAUUCCACCAGUCGUAGUUUCCUGUGGCAGGUCUGUAUCUAUUAACUUCAUUUCUGACGGAAUUAUUACAAAGCAAGGAUUCUCGGCAACAUUUCAAUCAAAAAGCAUCUUUACUUCUAAGGGAUAUGCAUCUUCAUACAAUUCUUACGGAGAAUUACAGCGCUGGUUAAUGUGUGGCACUUCCAGUCAACUACUUUGCAUACACUUUAACGAAUUUAUAUCUGAGAACAGAAGUGACAUAUUGACCGUUGCAAAUCAAAGCGGAAUAAUUAUUCAAUCACACAGUGGGGCUCAAAUUCCACCUGACAUUGAGGCAACGUCAAACGUUUACAUCAAUUUUGCAAUUGACAAUUCCACAACACGUAAUAUGGGAUUCAAGGCAACAUUUUGUGGAUUUUGUCAUCCGCACACCGUUCCUAGUAACGGACAUUUGAACACCUCUGAUACAAAAGUAGGUGUUCAUGUCAAACUAACUUGUAAUGCUACCCACAUGGUAGUAGGACCAUCAGUUGUAUCAUGUCAAGGACUAGGGGUUUGGUCACGUUCAAUUGGUCGCUGCAAAGAGAUAUUUUGUCCUACUCCUACUGUGCUCCAUGGUCAUUUCAUCGGCAGCAACAUCUCCUACCCAGGAGAUGAAACCAGGCUCGUUUGUGCCACAGGUUACUACGUUCCCGGAGAAACAAACAGCUGGAAACUUAAGGCUCGUGAACGAGAAAAAAUUUUCAUUACAUUCACAGCCUUUUCAACAGAACGUGGCUAUGAUUUUGUGACUAUUACUGAUACUACUAAUGCAGGACACAUUAUUGGCCGCUUUAGUGGUUCCAACAUUCCACCAGUCGUAGUUUCCUGUGGCAGGUCUGUAUCUAUUAACUUCAUUUCUGACGGAAUUAUUACAAAGCAAGGAUUCUCGGCAACAUUUCAAUCAAAAAGCACCUUUACUUCUAAGGGAUAUGCAUCUUCAUACAAUUCUUACAGAGAAUUACAGCGCUGGUUAAUGUGUGGCACUUCCAGUCAACUACUUUGCAUACACUUUAACGAAUUUAUAUCUGAGAACAGAAGUGACAUAUUGACCGUUGCAAAUCAAAGCGGAAUAAUUAUUCAAUCACACAGUGGGGCUCAAAUUCCACCUGACAUUGAGGCAACGUCAAACGUUUACAUCAAUUUUGCAAUUGACAAUUCCACAACACGUAAUAUGGGAUUCAAGGCAACAUUUUGUGGAUUUUGUCAUCCGCACACCGUUGCUAGUAACGGACAUUUGAACACCUCUGAUACCAAAGUAGGUGUUCAUGUCAAACUAACUUGUAAUGCUACCCAUAUGGUAGUAGGACCAUCAGUUGUAUCAUGUCAAGGACUAGGGGUUUGGUCACGUUCAAUUGGUCGCUGCAAAGAGAUAUUUUGUCCUACUCCUACUGUGCUCCAUGGUCAUUUCAUCGGCAGCAACAUCUCCUACCCAGGAGAUGAAACCAGGCUCGUUUGUGCCACAGGUUACUACGUUCCCGGAGAAACAAACAGGUUCAAUUGCUCUUCUGAUGGUGUUUGGGGUGGACAAAACAGAAUGACCUGUUUGGAGUCCUGCUCUGGCAAAAACACAGUUCUUUACUAUACUGGCGUAUUCAGUGUAUCUAAUUACACAAAUGGUAUGCACUGCAACUGGAAACUUAAGGCUCGUGAACGAGAAAAAAUUUUCAUUACAUUCACAGCCUUUUCAACAGAACGUGGCUAUGAUUUUGUGACUAUUACUGAUACUACUAAUGCAGGACACAUUAUUGGCCGCUUUAGUGGUUCCAACAUUCCACCAGUCGUAGUUUCCUGUGGCAGGUCUGUAUCUAUUAACUUCAUUUCUGACGGAAUUAUUACAAAGCAAGGAUUCUCGGCAACAUUUCAAUCAAAAAGCACCUUUACUUCUAAGGGAUAUGCAUCCUCAUAUAAUUCUUACGGAGAAUUACAGCGAUGGUUACUGUGUGGCUCUUCCAAGCAUCCACUUUGCUUCAGUUUCACUGACUUUAGAACUGAAAGUGAAUAUGGCAAAUUGACAAUUGCCAAUCAGAGUGAAAUGACGAGUCAAUCAUACAGCGGCGCUCUAAUGCCACCCGAUAUUCGUGCAAAUUCAAGUCUUUAUAUCACGUUUUCAGCAAAUGGCUCUGUAAACAUGCAAGAAUUUAGUGCAGUCUUUUGUAAUCUAUUUCAUUCUUCUUUUUGCACGUAUAUUAAAUUGAAAUACUUUGUUUAA